UUUCUCUCAUCACAUUUCGGUGAUGACCGGCGUUUUGCUUAUUAUUACUGUAUGCUGUAGAUGUAUUGCGUCAUUAAAAAUUAUUUUAUAGUUAUUCACUAACUAGUAUUUCCGAUAAAUCUCCCAGAAUAUUUGCUAGUUUGACGUUAUUUCUGUAAUUAAUAUCUUUUUCCACAUAAUCCGUGCAAAUAUUUUUCCUCUUUCCUUUCAAUAUUGGGACUAAUGUGAUAUAAUACCUUAAAGUGAGUUAUCUGUCAAGAAUUUUAUUCACUAUAAUCGUGUUUCAUAUAUAAUUUAAAUUCAUUUGCAAAUAUAUAUGAGAGGUAUAACUCCAUUGUUCUCUGCUAUUUCAUGCACAAGACUGCUCCAAGAUGCUGAGACUUUUGAAAUUAUCACGCAGUUCUUUUUUAAGGAGCACCACUUUGCAGCAAUACAAACAUCAUACUUUUUACUCGUCAGCAAAUGUUAGAUCAAGCACCCUACAUUCAAAGAAGAAACCUAUAGAAGAUAAGUUAGACAAAUUUAAGAAGGGCGAAAUUCUCCAUGGAUUCAUAGUGGAUGAGGUUUCCAGGAUAGACGAGUUGUUUCUCACUGCAAUCAGAUUGUCACACUUGAGCACAGGCGCGCAGUAUCUGCACUUGGCGAGAGAUGACGCGAACAAUGUGUUCUCCAUCGGAUUCCGCACGACUCCUAUGGAUUCCACUGGCUUACCUCACAUAUUGGAGCACACCACUCUGUGCGGUAGCGAGAGGUAUCCCUGCAGAGAUCCGUUCUUCAAGAUGUUGAGAAGAUCCUUGGCGACGUUUAUGAACGCUAUGACGGGACCAGACUACACCAUAUAUCCUUUUUCGACGCAAAACCUGAAGGACUACCGCAAUCUGCAAUCGGUCUACUUGGAUUCGGUCUUCAAGCCGAAUUUGAGAGAACUGGAUUUCCGUCAGGAAGGCUGGAGAUUGGAACACACGGACGUCAACGACAAGAACUCAGCCAUCAUAUUUAAGGGUGUGGUUUUCAACGAGAUGAAGGGCGUCUUCAAUGACAAUCAAGCCAUCUUAGCCGAACAUAUGUUGAAUUCUAUUCUACCGAGCCACACGUACUCGGUGAUCUCCGGCGGCGAUCCUCUCGUCAUACCCAGUCUGCGGUACAGCGAUCUGCUCAAUUUCCAUCAGAAGUACUACCACGCCUCGAACUCGCGCUUCUACUCGUACGGGAAUUUCCCGCUGGAGGAUCAUCUGAAGUUCAUCAACGAUCGGUAUCUCUUUCUGUCUGACCGAAUAGACGCCUCUAUGUCGGCAGUGCCGCCGGAGAAGCGGUGGAAGGAAGUUAAAAAGGAGCACAUCGCCUGCAGGCCCGAUCCGCUGCUCGCUGAUCCCAGCCGUCACGGCACCAUCGCCAUCGCGUACUUGUGCAACGAUAUCACCGAUAUACAAACGACUUUCGAGAUGUACGUACUCUCGCAACUGCUGCUGAAGGGCCCGAAUUCUGCGUUCUAUAAGUCUCUGGUCGAGUCGAACGUGAGCACCGGUUUCGGCCCGGUUACCGGUUUCGAUUCGCAGUGCAAAGACACGAUGUUCGUUGUGAGCCUGCAGGGCGUGAAGCCGGAGGAUUUCGAUAAGGUGCAGAGUAUAUUUGACGACACUGUAGACAAAGUUAUCAAAGAAGGCUUCGAAAAGGAUCACGUUGAGGCCGUCUUGCAUAGCAUCGAGAUUGCGACAAAGCACCAGACGUCGAACUUCGGACUGAACUUGUUGUUUAAUCUAACAUCCCUGUGGAAUCACAACGGCAAUCUGAUACAGGCGCUGAGAAUCAACAACGCCGUUAAGGAACUCACGUCGCAAAUGAAAGAAGACCCUCAGUAUUUGCAGAACUUAAUCGAGAUUUACCUGAAGAACAACAAGCAUAGAUUAACGUUAACGAUGUCACCCGACGAGAAGUACGAGCAGAAUAAAGCGGUCGCCGAGCAAAAGUUACUUAAGACGAAGUUGGAGGAACUCACCGAGGAAGAAAAGAAGCAGCUAUACGCGGACGGUAAGAUUUUACUAGCUGAACAACAGAAGAAAGAGGACGUCGGAGUUUUGCCGACCCUGAAAAUAGAGGAUUUGAAGGUCGACGUGGAGAGAUACGAGACAUCGAACCUGCAGAUAUCUGGAGUGCCGCUGCAAUUGUCGAUACAGCCGACGAACGGGAUCUCUUACUACCGCGGGAUCCUAAACACGCGGGCGUUGCCGAACGAGCUGAAGAAGCUCCUACCGCUGUUCAACUAUGUAGUCGCGAAGAUGGGCACGCGAAAUCACGACUAUCGUACUUUCGAUCAGAUGGUGCAGCUGAAGACCGGCGGGCUGAAUUUCAUGAACCACGUUGCCGAGCAUAAGGAGAGCGAGCUGAAGUACGAGGAGGGUGUGCUCGUGGAGUCGUAUUGUCUGGAUCGCAAUUCGACCGACAUGUGGCGGCUGUGGACCGAGUUGUUCAACGACGUCCAGCUCGCCGACUCUAAGCGAUUCGAGACGCUCGUGAAGAUGAACGCGGCCAAUCUGAUCAACGGUAUCUCGCACGCCGGUCACAUGUACGCGAUGAGCAGCGCCGCCAGUCUGGUCUCGCCGAUCGCACGGGCCAAGGAGAGCUUGUCCGGGCUGCGUUACGUAUCCAGGAUGAAGGGGAUAGCGCAGACACGCGACCUGGCUCCCUUGAUGCAUAGCAUGCAGGAGAUAGCGAGUCACGUGUUGAGCAAGCAACAUCUGCGAUCGGUCAUCAACUUGUCCCAGGAGCGCAAGGACGACGUUCUGGAGGGUAUUCGCGCGUUCUACGAUUCGUUAAAGGGUCAUCCAACGAAUGCACUCGUCAUUACCGAGGACCAGAACGCCGAGAUGUAUGAAAGCGCCAAUCAUCAUGUGCUGCCGUACACAGUGAACUACUGCUCGAAAGCCAUUCUGACUGUGCCCUACACGCAUCCGGAUUACGCGGUACUGCGUGUGCUCUCCAAGUUGAUCUCAUCUCUGUACCUGCACCCGGAGAUUCGCGAGAAGGGCGGUGCUUACGGCGGCGGCGCGAAAUUAACGUCCGAGGGGAUCUUCUCCUUUUACUCGUACAGAGACCCGAACUCCACCCGGACCUUCGAUCUGUUCGACCAGGCGUACGACUUCCUGUCGAAACAUCCGUUGCCGCAGAGCGAUCUGGAUGAGGCGAAGCUAGGAAUCUUCCAGCAGAUCGACGCUCCUAUUUCGCCUAGCAAUCGAGGUAUCACCAAAUUCACCCAUGGCGUAACGGACGACGAUCUUCAACGGCAGAGAGAGCAACUGAAGGCUGUGACCAAGGAGCAGAUCUUGCGUGUGGCCGAGAGGUACUUGAAGCCAGGUCAAAGCGACAUUAGAGUCGGUCGUUCGCUCAUCGGACCCCCGAAUACCGAUAUCUUAAAUAGACAUUCGGAGAACUGGCUGGUGUUGAAUCAAGAGGAGGCUGAUCAAGCACGAGCUACCGAAUAGAUAGACAUUGAGAUAUUGUUUUUCUUACUUCAAUAUUGAAGAGACACUUUAUAUUAGACUGUAAGCAAGUCGGCACACAUUGUUAUGCGUACCGUCAUCUCCUACGAGUAUUAAAAGUCGAAAAAAGAGCGUAUACAUUAUCUGGAAAUAUCGGAUAUUUAUUAAUGAAAAGUUGUAAUUUAUGUUAUUUUGUAUAUUAAAUAUAUCCCGAUGAAAGGGAUGAGAAAUAAUUUUA
Molecule: messenger RNA, 3714 nt
Organism: Odontomachus brunneus
Lineage: Eukaryota; Metazoa; Arthropoda; Insecta; Hymenoptera; Formicidae
Product: presequence protease, mitochondrial
Exons: 2
Coding region: 372-3479 (1035 amino acids)
Biological process (GO): protein processing
Cellular component (GO): mitochondrial matrix
Molecular function (GO): metal ion binding
Source: RefSeq, a predicted model, not a curated record